AUGGUGGAUUCGCAGCGGGUCUUCGAUGGGAUGGUCCAGCACGAUGGGGUGUCGUGGAACUCGCUGAUUCAAGGCUAUGCCACCAAUGGGGAAAUGCCGAGAGCGUUGGGCAUUUUGUCGCUGAUGAUCUGGGAGAGUGAGAAGAGUUCUUCCGUGAUUCCGACACCUCGGACCUUUGUCGCUGCACUCAAGGGGUGUAGCAAGUUGGCGGUGGAAGAAGAUGGAAGGCUGGUCAAUGGAAAGCUUGUCAAGGUUUCUUCGCUCCAGAAAGUUUCGGAGAUUCACUUGGUGGCUGCGAAGUAUGGAAGGACAGACUCGACAAGCGUUUUCGUUGGCAACUCGCUGGUGGAUUUGUAUGCCAAGUGUGGGAGCCUGGAGGAUGCUCGUCGGGUGUUUGAUCGGAUGGAUCAUCGCGACAGGGUUUCAUGGAACGUUUUGAUGGCCGGAUGUGCUUUUCACGGGGAGGAGGAGGCGAGUUUGGAGCUGUUCGAGCGGAUGCUACUCCAGGGCUAUGCAGCGAACUCUCGGAGCUUUGUCACGGCACUCAAGGCCUGCUCGAGUCUGGCAGAGAAGGAAGAAGCGAUCAAGGGCUCACGGGAUGGACAGUUUGUGAAGAUUGUGGCUUUGGAGAAAGCUAUGGCUAUACACUCGCAGGCUGAGAGACUUGGCUUGGAUGUUUACAUGGCCAGCGCAGUGAUCAGUCUAUAUGCAAGGUGUGGAAGCAUCGUGAACGGGCUAAAGGUUUUCGACAGGAUGCUGUGCCGUGAUCUCGUGAUGUGGAACACGAUGAUUCUCGGGUGUGCCGAGAACCAUGACGCGGAGCUCUCUUUGGAACUGUUCGAGGCGAUGAGCAAGCAUAGCUGUGAAGCUCCGAAUGCUCGAACUUUAGUUGCGGUGCUCAAGGCAUGCGUAUAUCUGGCCGAGAAAGAAGAAGAAGCGCAGGAGAUUUCUUGCGCUCUCGUCGAGCUGUACUCCAAAAGUGGGAGCUUGGUGGACAGUAUGGCCGUGUUCGAAGCUAUGGCGCAUGAUCCAGAUGUUACGUUGUGGACUGCUUUGAUCACCGGGUGUGCUGACAAUGGGGAAGAAGAUCUAGCUCUUGAGCUCUUCUCUCAGAUGCAAAGUCAUGGAGGUUGUGCACCGGACGCUCAUAGUUUUGUAGCGGCAAUAAGAGCUUGCGGGUCUAGCUUGGCAGCAGCGAAAGAAUCCAGGGAGACGAAAGUGCUCGUGUGCAUGGAGAGAGGCAUGGCUCUCCACAUCGAAGCUACGAAACAAGGAUUUGUUUCGAACAAGUUCCUGGCCAGCGCUCUAGUCGACAUGUACGUGAGAUGCUCGAGCAUGGACGAUGCUCGCAGGGUUUUUGCUGCGAUCCAGCGUCCGGAGGUGGCAACUUGGAACACACUGCUUCUGGGAUACGUAGAAAGCGGGCAAGGGGAGCUAGCUCUCGAGACUUACGAGCAAAUGAAAGCUCGCGGUGGUCUGGAACCGAAUGCUUCGACUCUUGGCCUCGCACUGAGGGCCUGUGGAGUGGCGAGAAGAUUGGAAACUGGGAAGAGAGUCCAUGGUGAGCUAUGCAGGAGAGGCCUUGAAAGCGAUGCUGUUCUAGCAACGUCGCUCAUAGAUUUCUACGCAAAGUUUGGCAGUCUAGACAACUCUCGCCAAGUGUUCGACUUGGUUUCUACAAGGGACGUGAUCACCUGGAACGCAUUGAUAGCAGGAUGGAGCAGCCAGGGGAGCUACACGAAUUCUCUUGCAUUGUUCUACGCCAUGCAAGACGAGGAUCUAAGGCCCAGCAGUGUCACCUUCGUCUCGCUUCUCAACGCUUGCAGCCAUGCCGGGAUGGUUGAGAGGGCGAGGAAGAUCUUUCGUGCAAUGGAGGAGUCGUCCAAGUUUGCCGUGACGCCUGGUAUCGAGCACUAUGGCUGCAUGAUCGCUGUGCUUUGUCGAGCAAACCAGCUCGAUGACGCAGUGGCUAUGGUGCGAGGCAUGCCUGUGGAAGCCAAUGCCGUGGCCUGGACGAUCAUUCUCAACGAGUGCUGGAAGCGGCAAAACUUGGUGGUGGGAGCGCUUGCAUUCGACGCACUACAGAGAAUGGGUUUUACCACAUCCUCGGCUUUCACCUUGAUGACCAGAACUGAAGGAGCUGGACAAAGUUUAUAA
Molecule: messenger RNA, 2157 nt
Organism: Selaginella moellendorffii
Lineage: Eukaryota; Viridiplantae; Streptophyta; Lycopodiopsida; Selaginellales; Selaginellaceae
Product: pentatricopeptide repeat-containing protein At1g11290, chloroplastic-like
Exons: 2
Coding region: 1-2157 (718 amino acids)
Biological process (GO): RNA modification
Molecular function (GO): RNA binding; protein binding
Source: RefSeq, a predicted model, not a curated record